AUGUCUGGCUUGCCCAUUUCUUCUAUGAUGAAGGGAUGGUUUUCAGGCUUGUUGAAAACCACAUUCAGGUCUAAAGAGAUUGUUUCUUUGUGGGUUUUGGCUGCAAUUGGCGAUGGUUCAAGAGGUGGGGCUUUGAUAAGUGUUAUAAACAGAGUUGUUUUUACUGCAUUUACCUGCAUUCUUGCACUAGGAGGGGCUAUAAUGGGAGCAAUUCAUGGAGCCAUCACAGGCCAGACGACGGAGACUGGGUUGGUUACUGGAGCCGGAAUAGGUUGUCUGGCAGGGGCAAUUGCAGCCAUUCAGUUGAUGGAUUUGGGAGUUGAUGGCCAAUCAUUAUCUAAGGUUGCUCUCUUGGGGGGUAUGGUAAAUGGGAAGGUGUUUAUGGAAUGGGUAAGUUGUGCAGUGCUAAAAGCCUAUCACUGGCAAGUUAGCAAUCUGGAAACAACUUAUGGAGAGAUUUCUGAAAUUUAUGACAUUGCUGGAGCUAAGGGCUUAUCCCACGAAUACAUUCAAAGGCUUCCUCAAAUUACAUUUCGUUCUAGCAAUAUGAUUGAAUCUUGCAAUGACUUUUGCUGCUCAAUUUGCUUGCAGGAACUGAAGGAGGGAGAGUGUGCAAGAGAACUUCCCAUCUGUAGGCAUUUCUUUCACAUGGCCUGCAUAGACCAAUGGCUAAAGCAACAAUCUUCUUGCCCUAUGUGCAGAACACGUGUCCAUACUGAAAACGUUUAA
Messenger RNA from Prunus armeniaca (apricot), 729 nucleotides. The record is from the annotation of a GenBank genome assembly. NCBI's taxonomy places the organism in Eukaryota, Viridiplantae, Streptophyta, Magnoliopsida, Rosales, Rosaceae.